UCUCUGCUAUAUGGGAAAAUUAAUAAGCUCGACUUGGGAAGAUACCAACACGCUCGGGGUCCCGCGAUAAGUAGACACGGCGUUGCUCGCGUACGUACACACACACACAUGGGAUCCGUGUGCGCGUUGCAUUACGUCUCUCGCGCGCGAGGCUUGGAUUUUAGUCCGUGACACGGUAUUACCGCGACUCGAGCGACUCGCGGAACAGUUCGCCGACUGACAGGACCGCGACUGGCAACAUCCCGUGGCUGUUGCUCGCGUCGUCGCGAGCGGAAAAGCGGAACGCGCUGAAACGAUCGCUGGCGCGAAAUGCUUGUGCUCGCCGUGUAUCGAUAUGCGUAGUCGGUAGUUGAUCCCGCUCGUGUCCGAUCGGAUUGGUAGCGAGAGCGAGCGAGUGAGCGAGAGAGAGAGAGAGAGAGAGAGAGAGAGAGAGGAAAAAAGAAAGAGAGAAAAGGAGCGAGGUCUCGCGCAGGACUUUUGGGUUCGCGAUUCGCUCUGGCUAUGUGGGACAUCGCGACGGAGCGAGUCCUCGUCGCGGCCGGAACGUCGCGGAAUGGGGCCCGUUGAUCGGGUCCGCAGCAACGGGCUUCGACGACCAUCCACGGCGGAGGUAUGGACGUGGACGGGGACGAGCAGACCCUCCAGGCGAUUCUCGGUCGUGGUGAUUUCGUCGGAGGUAUAGACAACGAGGCUCUGGAUUUUUCGCAGUUGGAGGACUUUAUCAACAGCGACAGUGAACAACCUGCAACAUACUUUGCGGACACCCUCGCGCAUAAUGAAAAUGGGGGUGGCACGGUGCCUCACAAUGGCCGGAUCGAAGCACCUACGUCGCAGCCGGUCGUUGCACAGCAGCAGCCAUCACCGCGAUUACCUUCGCCGCAGAUGACACAUCCAGUCUCGAUAGCGUGCAUUUCUGGUACUACGACGGUGCCUAACAAUAAUGGUGGCUACAAAGAUCCACAGUCGUAUGUUCAUCCGCAUGCAUUACCAGAAAGCCCACCGGAUAGCGGAAGCGAGCCACCGUACUCACCGCCGGGACAUAAUGACACUCAACACGUGCAUUCGCCACACCAAAAAGCAGCCCUGCAAGAAAUUCUCAUGCAUCACCAAAACAGCCAAUACCCGUCUAAUUUAUUGCCACCUUCUCCGAGAGCGUUGCCUUCGGCAACGACAGAUCCUCUAUUAUUGACGCCGGUCUUGACGUCUCAUCUUACAUCAGGAACACCGAGUCUUCCGACACAGCCUCAGAUAGGAUCAUCUUUGGUACCAUUGUCGCACGAACACAGUCCAGGCAUUAAUACAUUGUACUCAUCUCUGCAAUCGGCUCCGAAAAAGAGGAAACUUAGUCAAGAUGGUCUUAUUCAUGUCAAACAGGAACCUGAACUGGGUACCGUGGAGCACAGUUGCAGCAGCAGUAGCGCAGUAGUGGAUAACGAUGAUGUCGCUGACAAUAGUUACAUCGAUGCUAGUUACCAAUGCAUUCGGUUCCAUCCUUUUCAACAGACCUCUUGGCAUGUCCUCUGCGAUCAUAAUCUCAAAGAGUUACCGAUACCACAUUACAGGGUGGACGCGGACAAAGGAUUCAAUUUUAGCAACUCGGAUGAUGCAUUUGUUUGCCAGAAAAAAAAUCAUUUUCAGAUAACAUGUCACUCGCAACUUCAAGGGGAGGCCAUAUUCGUUAGAACUGGUGAGGGUCUAAAAAAAAUAAGCGGUUUUCAAUUGCAUUUUUACGGAGUCAAAGUGGAGUCUCCGUCGCAAACGAUCAGAGUCGAGCAAAGUCAGAGCGAUAGAAGCAAAAAACCGUUUCACCCUGUAACACAUCGGUGUUACAGAAUCGAAUUAGGCAACCAACGUGUCACGAAAGUGACGGUCGGCCGUUUACACUUUAGCGAAACUACGAGUAACAAUAUGCGCAAGAAGGGAAAGCCGAAUCCAGAUCAGAGGUAUUUUCAUUUGGUUGUCGGAUUACACGCCCAUACCGCGGAUCAAGCCAGUUAUCAGGUGGUUGCUCACGCAUCGGAACGCAUCAUUGUCAGAGCAAGUAAUCCAGGACAAUUUGAAUCAGAGGGUAGUGGUGUAGGUGCUGAAGGUGGAUGGCAAAGGGGAGCCGCUCCGGAUAGCGUAUAUCAUGCUGGCAGAGUUGGAAUUAAUACGGACAGGCCGGACGAAGCUCUCGUUGUACAUGGCAAUAUGAAGGUAACAGGCCAUAUCGUUCAACCUAGCGAUGCAAGGGCCAAACAAAAUGUUCAAGAAGUAGAUACGCGUGAACAGCUACGAAAUGUACAACAGCUACGCGUUGUUCGUUAUCGAUAUGCCCCAGAAUUUGCACAGCAUUCCGGUCUGGAUGUGAAGCAGGAAGACACUGGUGUCAUAGCGCAAGAGGUUCAGCAAAUUUUACCGGAAGCUGUGCUGCCGGCAGGUGAUAUCGUUCUACCAAAUGGCCAGAGAAUCGAAAAUUUCUUGGUGGUAAAUAAAGAAAGGAUAUUUAUGGAGAACGUUGGUGCCGUCAAGGAAUUGUGUAAGGUGACAGAUAGUCUAGAAACGAGAAUAGAUCAAUUAGAAAGAAUAAAUAAACGAUUAGCGAAAUUAAAAAGAGGCGAUAGUCUAAAGAGUUCCAUCAGCACAGUAUCCAGUAUAUCGGGCAACAAAUAUUCAUCUUCUAUCAAUAAGUCAUCUUUGCACGGAAAAACGAAAAGACUCGAAAGAGAGGAAGAACUUCUCUGCAGUAAUAAAUUUAUUCAAAUUAUCAUUGUUAUACUUAUUCUCAUCAUGGCUUUCUGCCUAGUUGCAAUGGCGACUUUAUAUUUCUUGGAAUACCAGAAACGUAGCAGCAUUGAAUGGCCCACUAUGGCAAGCAAUGGAAUGUUAGCUAUUGGUCCAGCUCAUCCAUCGACAGUGUCCACCAUUUCUAAUUACGAACGCCGAUAUAAUUCAUUGUUGCAUAGUACAUUAUCUCCUUUGUACACAAAACACGGAUCUUACACGAGGGGAUUAGAUGGAGGAUUAUCUGUUAAAAGUAACUCUCUGACUACACCGCCUCCCCACACGAAACAGCAAUUAUAUUCUCAGGAAAUAGCAUGGUAUCCGAUAAGCCAUCCGGGUUCUCAACCUAAGCUUGAAAAAAAUAACGAGUUUCCUGGAAACUGGCUCAGUAAAACUGGCGCGGGCGCUGUUCCUAGCAACGUAGAUGAAAACGAUCAAAGCUCAGAUGUAGAUUCUUCAUCCACUAACAAAGGUCCGAUUCCUUUAGGAAGACCCGAGGAAUGUCCCACGCACUUUACUGAGCUCGAAAGUCCAUGCCAGGUGUAUUGUUGCACAGCUGGCAUCCAUCAGUUGGAAGAUCCUCAGCCUGAUCACCCACCAGAGAAGAAAUCCAUUUCAGAUCAUUUGGAACAGCCAUUAAGCAUGUCACAUGAAGAGAAACGGAAAUUAGCUAAAGGUUUUCAAAAUGGUAUCAGUCCAUCUAAUCCUAGCACUCAAACUCUUGUGAAAGAGAUUAACUACAAAUAUUUACAUAAACGAGCGAGACGAGAAACUGGUGGAGAUUGGGGAGAAGUCGCUAGCAACGCCGCAGGAUCAUUGCCACCGGAGCCUAGACCACAAUUAAUCGUGGCAGCGAGAAACUUCAACACCUCUCUAGAUCAAAGAUAUUGUUCACCAUCAUCGUCGGAUACGCCUAACAAUAUUAGUUGCAUUAUACCUUUGUCGAAACAUAUGCCGGAUACGCAUUUAACAUUACAUUUUGUUGGCAUGCCGUGGUAUUGGCAGAUCGUGGAGCAGUGUCCCUUUUCGCCAAAUUCCAAUAUCGACGAAACAAUGAUGUGCGGCUGGAGUUACACUGUGCCGCAACAAGCUCAGUAUAUCGAAAAUAAUAAUCAACCGAGUGAUAAUCAGUCGUUUUCUCUCGACGUCGCUCAUUAUCUUAGAAAGACUUUAAAGUUUCGAAUACCUACGAUACAACCUCAAGAGAAUAUUUGCAGAAACAAACAUGGUGUUGAUUAUUUGGAAUUUACAUUGCACUUUUAUCGAGAUUGCGAUGAACAAUAAAUUUUCCUUUCUUGUACAGUGUAUGUACAAGUGUUUAUUGGUAAUGAGAAAUUUAAUGAUAAAUUUCGAAGAAUCUAACAGAAGUUAGACUUUCCAUCUUCAGAAUAAAGUCUUUGUGCCUUUGUAAUCUUUGUCCUCAGCUUUCGUAGUUUGCAGUUCACGUAUGUAUAUUUUAUAUAUCAUUGUAUUGCAUUAAACAUACAGUAUAUUAUUUACAAAUAUAAACUUAAAGUAUAUACAUGAUUUAGAAGUCUAGCUAAUAUAAUAUACGUCAUAUUGUGCAGGAAAUUUCUUUAGGUAUUACAUGUGUGAAAAAGGAUACAUGAUAAUUAUCUUAUUCAUCAUCUUAUUCAUCAAAGUAAAUAACAAUAAUGACAAAUCAAGUAG
Camponotus floridanus (Florida carpenter ant) is the source of this 4434-nucleotide messenger RNA. RefSeq names its product myelin regulatory factor-like protein. Lineage: Eukaryota; Metazoa; Arthropoda; Insecta; Hymenoptera; Formicidae. The transcript has 18 exons. Gene Ontology annotation, biological process: positive regulation of DNA-templated transcription; protein autoprocessing. Gene Ontology annotation, cellular component: nucleus; endoplasmic reticulum membrane. Gene Ontology annotation, molecular function: sequence-specific DNA binding; DNA-binding transcription factor activity. The record is from RefSeq and is a predicted model, not a curated record. Bases 613 to 4047 code for a protein of 1144 amino acids.